Messenger RNA from Zingiber officinale, 1172 nucleotides. Its product is annotated as protein ETHYLENE-INSENSITIVE 3-like 1a. Gene Ontology annotation, cellular component: nucleus. The transcript has a single exon. The coding region runs from base 90 to 1172 and encodes 360 amino acids. NCBI's taxonomy places the organism in Eukaryota, Viridiplantae, Streptophyta, Magnoliopsida, Zingiberales, Zingiberaceae. Gene Ontology annotation, molecular function: DNA binding; DNA-binding transcription factor activity. The record is from RefSeq and is a predicted model, not a curated record.
UAGACCCCCGCGCCGCCUUGGUCGACUACGCCCAGGAGCAGUUGCGGCGGAAGCGGCUGGCGCAAAUCCAGGAGCGGAUCUUAGAGGAGAUGCGGCGGCUGAUGAAGCACGAGCUCGCCCAAGGCUUCGUCUAUGGCAUCGUCCCCUACCGCGGCAAGCCCAUGAGCGGCGCCUCCGACGGCCUCCGUUCCUGGUGGAAGGAGACGGUCCGCUUCGACCGGAGCAGCCCCGCCGCCAUCAGCAAGUACCAGUCGGAGAUGUGCCCCGACUUCAUCGGCAGCGUGAUCACCGCCGACUUCUCCGUCCCCGCCGCGCUGCAGCAGUUGCAGGACACCACGCUGGGCUCGCUCCUCUCCGCCCUGAUGCCCUACUGCGACCCGCCGCAGCGCCGGUUCCCGCUCGACAAGGGCCGGCAGCCGCCGUGGUGGCCGACCAUGCAGGAGAAGUGGUGGCCCGACACGGGGAUGCCCAAGGACGCCAGCCCGCCGCCUUACAGGAAGCCGCAUGACCUGAAGAAGGCGUGGAAGGUCAGCGCGCUGAUCGCCGUCAUCAAGCACUUGAUGCCUGACUUCGAGAAGAUCCAACGCCUCGUGGAGAAGAGCAAGGGACUGCAGGACAAGAUCACCGCCAAGGAGAUCGAGAUUCUCCACGCCGUCAUGAGGCACGAGCUCAAGAAGUGCUUCCAGGACGACAAUCGACUGCAGCAGACGCAGCAGCGCUCAUCGGCCACGGAGGUCAACGCCCUUCCCCUUCCCUGUCAGAUCUCUUACGCCCACGAAAUCCAACUCCACGACAGCUGUGGAUAUCUAAUUCGGCAUGCUCUGACCUCUAGAGCAACGUCGACCGACUACAACGCUAACGUCAAUCUGUUCCAGAGGAGUUUGAGCCUGCAGCAGCCGCCCGGUUCUCGUGUUCUGGUGGAGAAGAAAGCUGACCUUUACGGCUCUGAAAUGGCGAGGAGUGCGGUCUUUGAUCAUGACACAGAAGGCGCCGGUGAGAAUAUAGUUGAGCCUGAGGUGUUCCCAAUCUUGGAGCAGGCUCUGCUCUUCGAGCCUACUUACGGGCAGGACGUUGAAGUCUGCAUGGAUGUGGACGAACCCCUGUGCUCCUUCACUCGAUCAAAUGCCCUGAAGCAGCUAGAGGAUUUUUCUGACUGGUGCGAGGAUUUAUGA